AGCCGAGUUCGUGAUUCACUGCCGAACAGCUAACAAUGUCAGCCACCAUAUAACACAUGUUGGACCCAAGCAGAGUUUGAGGAAGGAUUUUGCACAGAGAACAUCAUGAAUCAUUUCAGCAGGGGACCUUUGCAGUUAUUAAGGAGUCGAUCGUUUUUAGCCCCCAGUAAGAAACCACUGCACCAUUCCGUCCGUGGCCCAACCGACUUUACAAGGAAAGCUCUUCAACCCGCGAACUUUGUGAAAGAACAUUUAUUUAAGUUUGGUUGGCUUAAUAAGAAUUUUGUAUCAGCUUUUCAUCACCGAACGAAUGUAUGGGCGGCGGCGGCUGCGAGGAGCAAACCCGUGUCUCCCCUCACGAGUAAAAUGACUCCCCGAAAGAAACCCGUCGAAGUGGUUGAUGUCGAUAAACUGGAUGUCGUGGCUUAUGCGAUAUCGGAGGAUAUCAGACUGGAGGAACUGUCGAAGGCCUUCGUGAAACAGGCUUUGUAUGAAGUGGUGGCUUUACCGAUAGAUGUGACCGAUGGCCUUCACCUGAAAGCCAUUUACAAGAUCGACGACAAAGAACGCGAGAUCUUCCUCUUCCGUGAAGGUGCCAUUGUCUUUUGGAAUAUGUCUGUGACCGAAAGAAAUGAAGUCCUGCAUUUUAUUGAGAAAUACUCCGCUUCCCCUUACGCUUCGUCUUUGUAUUUGACCGAGAAUGAGUGUCUGAAAUACGACUACAGUGCUGACCGUAGGACUUGUCUUGAGAAAGAUGUGAUCCAUAUCAACGUGGCUGACCAGUUCGAUUCCCUCGUGAAAUAUGCUUUUUCGAAUGCCCUCUCCCUGUCCGUGAAGUUAGCCAUUUGGGAAGAUUCUUUAGUUCGAUUCGUCGAUACUAUUGAGCCAGUCAUCGAAGAUGUUCGCCUGGGUAAGCGCAUUCGUGUGUCCCGGGACCAGAUUCUGCGAAUGACCGGGGAACUGUUCACAUUAAGACAUUUAAUUAAUUUGAGUUCGGACUUGUUGGACACCCCCGACUUUUAUUGGGACCGCGAGAAUCUGGAGCCCCUCUAUCAGAAGAUGUCUAACUAUCUUAGCAUCAACCGUCGAACCAAAGUCAUUAACGAAAAACUCAAGCAUUGCUGCGAGUUGACCGAACUGUUGUCCAGCCACCUCAACGACAAACACCACACCCGCCUCGAAUGGAUGAUCAUCAUCCUCAUUCUGGUCGAGGUGAUGUUUGAAUGCAUUCAUUACGCGGAGAAGUAUUACAGCCACUGAAUCAUCGGCAAUGACCAGCUGGGGAUUAGAAUAUUUCAUCAAACCAUUUUUUAUUUAAUCCCUCUCACAGAGUUUUGCAAAAUAGAUUUCUAGUUUUAUUUUGAGCAACCACACACACACACACGACAAAAUAUUCUGUGAUUUUCCUUUCUUUUUUUAACCAAUCAUUCCCAUUUCAAAUAUUUCCUCUUUUAUUUUCUUCUCUUUUACUGGAACCUUAAGUCUUUCAUUAAUCGAUCGUGUGUUUCUGUUCAUCAUUUAUGGCCAGAGGCCCUCUGGCUUCUUAUUCAAUCAGGAAAUACUCUGCUGUAUCCUUUAUUUGUAGCGUUAGUGUAUGAUUUAAGGGAGUUACAGCUGCUAUCUUUAGCAUGUCGAACGACUUUAGUAUAACGCUUUGUUGGUUCGUCCUGAAAUUGACUGAUACUCCGCUCCCACCACUUUUUUUUUUGUUAUAAAGAAUACGAACACGUUGAAAACCAGUUCUAGCCCAAGUAACAUUUAAAUGCCCUUGUGGGACCACAAGUUCUGUGGAAACUUUCUGGUUUUGGUAUAUUUUAUUAAAUGUAUCUGUAGACAACAUAUCAAAACAUCAAAAAUUUUUGUGUUAAUAUUCUAUGUAUAUAAUAUACACUUUGU
This is a messenger RNA of Octopus sinensis (East Asian common octopus), 1896 nucleotides long. Its product is annotated as required for meiotic nuclear division protein 1 homolog. The transcript has a single exon. The coding region runs from base 106 to 1260 and encodes 384 amino acids. Gene Ontology annotation, biological process: positive regulation of mitochondrial translation. The record is from RefSeq and is a predicted model, not a curated record. Lineage: Eukaryota; Metazoa; Mollusca; Cephalopoda; Octopoda; Octopodidae.